UCUGAGCGCUGCUGUGUUUCACGUGUGCGGGUGACCCGCGCUGCCGGGAGCGAGCACGCCUCUCCGCCCCCACCCCUGACAUCCCGAUUCCAGCGCCGGCCAGGGAGAGGAAGCAGCGGCUCCGGAACCUCCCACAACGCGACGACAGUGCCCGGGACAUGGAGCGGCCCUAAUUGACCGCUCAGAGCGCAGGAACAGAGCCGCCACCCGCCCGGGGCCCGGGACACGCAAACAUGAGCAACAACAGCGCUGGGAACAACAGGCAGAGCAAGCGGCCCAUCAACUGCGGCUCAAUCCUGCUCACCCUGCAGGAGAAUGAGAGUCUGUACAGCUACCUGGGCAAGAAGUGUGUGACUAUUAAUUCUGCGGUCGUCCAACUGUAUGUCUCAGACCGUAAUUCCACAUGGAUAAAGAAAUGCUGCGGGGUGGUAUGCCUAGUGAAAGACAAUCCAAAGAGAUCCUAUUUCAUUAGAGUAUAUGAUAUAAAGGAUGGUCGACCACUCUAUGAACAGGAGCUGUAUUAUAAUUUUGUAUAUAAUAGCCCAAGAUCAUACUUUCACACAUUUGCUGGUGAUACAUGUCAAAUUGGUCUUAAUUUUGCAAGUGAAGAAGAAGCAAAAAGAUUCAGAAAAGCAAUUUCUGAAUUGCUUGCAAGGCGACCAAAAAAACCAGAUAAAAAGAGGGAUCCCCUAAAUGGGCCAAGUCUGCCUAUGGCAACUGUUGACAUUAAAAAUCCUGAAAUCACUAACCGAUUUAAUGCACAAGUGAAUAACAUUCCUAUUAAUAAAGAGAAGAAAAGAGGAAAACCUAAGAAGAAGAAACUCACCAAAGCAGACAUUGGAACACCCAGUAAUUUCCAGCACAUUGGACAUGUGGGAUGGGAUCCAAAUACUGGGUUUGAUGUAAAUAAUUUGGACCCAGAACUGAAAAAACUGUUUGACUUAUGUGGUAUCUCUGAAGCUCAGCUUAAAGAUAAGGAAACUUCAAAGGUCAUUUAUGAUUUUAUCGAAAAAACAGGAGGUGUUGAAGCUGUAAAAAAUGAGUUGCGUCGACAGGGUCCACCACGUUGGAGUGCACCACCACCGCCACCACCAUCAAGGGGUGGGCCUCCACAACCUGCGUCACACAGCUCAGGGCCACCACCACCCCCUCCUCCAGCAAGGGGAAGUGUUCCUAAGCCACCACCACCGCCCUCCAGAGCUCCUAUGGCUGCACCCCCACCGCCUCCACCUUUAAGACCUGGGUCCUCAGCACAGCCUCCACCUCCACCUUAUCGAGUGCAUCCUCCAGCACCACCAGGGCCUUCUUCAUCUGCACCUUCAAGUCCACCACCACCGCCGCCUCCAUUACCAGGAUUUGGGGCACCCACACCGCCUCCACCUCCACCUGGUCCUCCUCCUCCUCCUGGUCCCCCACCUUUAUCUGGCACAGCAGUAGACAGUGACCAUCAGAUUGCAUCUUCUGGUGGCGGCAAAGCAGCUCUUCUAGAGCAGAUUAGAGAAGGAUCCCAGCUAAAGAAAGUAGACCAUAAAGAAAACAGACCAGUGUCGUCUUCUGGACGAGAUGCUCUGUUAGACCAAAUACGACGAGGAAAAAAGUUAAAGUCUCUACCAGAUGAGGUAGAAGCAGUGGCACCUACAACCGCUCCUACCACAGGGAUAGUGGGAGCCCUAAUGGAAGUGAUGCAGAAAAGGAGUAAAGCCAUUCAUUCCUCGGAUAGCGAUGAAGAUGAGGAUGAUGAUGAAGACUUUGAGGAUGACGACGAAUGGGAUGAUUGAUCUACACAUUAUAUAAAUAUAUAAUAUAUUUUUUUUUAAGGUUAAUGAAUACUAAACACUACUUUCUGUCUGAGAUCUGUAAAAUUAUCAUGUAAAUGGUCUACCAAUUUGCUGUAUAUUUUUGUUGCCUUUUGCUUUUUAUUUUUAUGUUUAAUCUGUGCAAUACCUCAUUAGAAAUGCAAAGGUUUGUCAUAAGACUGCACACAUCUUCCUCCCUUUAUCUGUGUGCACAUUCACUUUACAUAGCUAAUUACAUUAGUGAAUAAGUAACAUCAUCUGACAAACUGUAAGGGAGAUUAAGUGAGGCAACGACAGAAAACCUUUAAUGUAAUUGUUAUAAUGAAAAAAAGAAACACUAUUUUCUUACCCUGAUUUUUCUGUAUCUAAAUUUCUUAAUGAGAGCUAGUAUAGCACUACAUUAUUUUUUAACUGAUCCUGAUCUUUGCUAAUUAAGCCCCUCCAUUUUGAAUGCAAAGCUACUUGUAUGUUAAUUAUGUAUUUCUUUUGUUGCACGUUUUUUACACUACAAAAAAAAUCAGUUUAUAAUUCUGCAGUCACUACAAAUAAUGCAUCUCCUUUCUGAACACAUGAAAUGCCAUAUGCUAUUUUACAACACUGUUAUUGGACUGUUUACAUUAGACAGUUUAUUCCUCAAUACCUUUGAAAUAUGAAAGUAAAUAAAAAUACAGAACACUAAGUAACAGCCUUUGAGAAUGUAACUUCAGUGGCUAGUAGGCAUGACUUGCAUUGUAGUGCUGUGUAAUGCAACUGAACCAGGCAGCCCCCUUACUGCAGUAACUAGCAGAGGAAAAUAUUAUAGCGUCUGAUAAAGCCAGAACACACCUCUAACCAUAUCUAGGGUGGAGAAAAGGCCUGUUUUGCACUUUCAUGUUAUCUUGAGCUGCUUGGUGCUUGCUUCUCUGCUGUUGGGUUACGUUCCUGAAAGCGUGCAAGCGCCAAAAUACAUUCAGUGCCGUUUAUUGUGCUGCAUCUGGUGUAUCAAAUACAGAACACUAAAACACAAUCAUACAGAAACUAUUGAAUGGGAUAUGAAUAUUAGUCUACAUGGUAAAAUAAACUAAUAUGUAAUGAACCUGCCUCUAGCUAUGUUCUAUUAUCUAAUGUAUAGUUUUGGGAGCAGAAGUUGGAAUGAAUAACCAAUAAAGAGUAUAGUUCAGACAUUUUGUAUACAUAACUGACCUUUGCUUGUAUUGUUCACAUGGUCUUUAUAUAGGAGAUUUAGAAAUGGUGUUAUAUACUGCAUAUGCAAUCCCUGACACUGGUACAUGUGUGCAGAACAUCAGAGAUAUUGUAUAUGUACAAGCUGGUCUGCAAGAAUAAAACGGUUUUUGUUGCUUUGCUUUUAGGUCAGCUUCUAUUGUAAAUGUUACUGGCUGUUUAUAACUAAUAUAAGGUUAAGCCUGACAGGCUGGUCCUGUGUAAUUUUAUAUUGAAAUCCUACUAAAUAUUGCACACUCAAAUAAUCAUGCAAUUAAAGUGAUCAUGUAAACUUUAUAGUGUACUUUAUGCAUAAUUAGCAACAUGUUUAUUCAUCCUGAGCUUAUGUGAGCGAAAAGAACUGAUGUUCAGCGUGGAAAUGUGAUAAAAUGGAAAUGCAUCA
Pseudophryne corroboree (corroboree frog) is the source of this 3399-nucleotide messenger RNA. RefSeq names its product WASP like actin nucleation promoting factor (gene WASL). NCBI's taxonomy places the organism in Eukaryota, Metazoa, Chordata, Amphibia, Anura, Myobatrachidae. The record is from RefSeq and is a predicted model, not a curated record. Gene Ontology annotation, biological process: actin filament organization. Gene Ontology annotation, molecular function: actin binding. The transcript is spliced from 12 exons. Bases 234 to 1778 code for a protein of 514 amino acids.